AUGUCAGUGACGGGUGAUAACGCGGAGAGGAGCGGCCCGGACAAUGGACCAGGGACGGUGUCUGUGCCAGUGACCAGCAGCGCAGGGCUACCGAACCAACCGUUUGACACUCGAUUGGUGCCUGAAUAUGACGGCACGACUGACGUGGUGGAGUGGUGGGAGCGUGCGAGGCUCCUCUGUGAACUGCGUGGUGUCUCGCUCAUGUCUGUGGUACCGCUGCGGCUGGCAGGCGGGGCAUUCACCGUAUGGUCACAGAUGCCGGCAGCCAGCCGCGGCUCGCUGGUGGAAGUGCAAGAGACGCUGUAUGCGGCGUUCGCCAUGGACAGCUUCGCUGCGUAUGACGCCUUCUGCUGCCGACGCCUGCGGACCGGCGAAUCACCGGAUGUGUUCCUCUCUGAUCUACGGCGGCUAGCGGUGCUUUUCGGGGCGUCAGCAGCCGGGAAACAGCGCGGGAGAGGCCGCAUCAGCGCCGGCGUCCUCUCCAGGGCGGCAGUAGCAGAGGUUCUGCCGAUGGCGCAGCUGCGAGUGGCAGGCAGGGAAUGCAGGGCGAUAGUGGACAGCGGCUGUACGGAGAACCUGGUGUUCGCACCGUACUGCAGCGACUGGCGGAAGGAGCGAGUCCGGGUAACAUCGAUGAGUGGGGAUCCUUUCUACUGUGACGGAGUUGGAAAGGUGGCUGUGGAAACGGCCUCGGGUCAGGCCGCGGUGGUCGACGUACUGGUGAUGAGAGAGAAGCCGCUUGGCGCGGAGAUGGUGAUUGGUGUCAGUGGAAUAUCAGCACUAGGUGGUGUGCUGAUUGGGUCGCAGCGAGAGGUGAGGUUUUGUGGUGCGGUGAGUCGGCUGUGUGACCAGCUGACUGUGGAGGCGUCGGAUUUCGGGGCUCAGUUCGAUCCUGUGGCUCGAGCGUGGACUGUAGCCUGGAAAUGGCGUGACGGUGCGGCACCAGAGUGCCUCGGCAACGGCGUAGCGGAGUAUUCCGUACCGGAGGACGCUAAGGAAGAGUUCGACGCUGAACUUCAGUCCUGGAUUGAAAACGAAUGGUUGGUGCCGUAUGAUGAGGAUUUGUACGGACCACCGCGAGGACUGAUCCCGCUCAUGGCUGUUCAGCAGAAAAACAAGACCAAAGUGCGACCCGUCUUGGAUUAUCGAGAGCUCAACAGUCAUGUGGUGCCCCACACCGCCGAUGCGGACGUGUGUGCCGCCACCCUCAGGAAAUGGCGGCGGCACGGCACCAAUGUCGCUAUCGUCGACCUGAAGAGAGCAUAUCUUCAGCUGAGGACGGAGCAGAGCCUGUGGCCGUUCCAGACUGUGAUGGUGAACGGUCAGCGGUAUGCACUCUCUAGGGUCGGAUUUGGUUUGAAUGUGGCCCCACUUAUCAUGAAGGCUGUAGUGCGCGCCGUGCUACAGCAGGACCCGGCGAUGGAGAGUGCGGUGCUGCCGUACAUGGACGACUUGUGUGUGAAUGAGGACAUCGUCAGCGCUGAACGUGUGGUGGCCCACUUCGCUCAGUACGGGCUAGAGUGCAAGCCGCCGGAGCGAGCGGCUGCCGGUGCACGCCUGCUUGGUUUGCACGUGCGGGCGGUGGGUGGAGUGCUGCGCUGGGCGCGUGACAACGUCGUAGGGCCACCACCUGUCACGCUGACGCGGCGGAGCGUCUUCGCCUGGUGUGGUCGCCUGGUGGCACACCUGCCCGUGUGCGGCUGGCUUCGGCCCGCCGCCGCCUGGUUAAAGCGGCGGGCUAACGCGGUGACGAACAGUUGGGACCAGCCAACAGACGAUGCCACCCUGCGUCAGCAGGUUGACUAUGUGGCCAGUAGGCUGGCCCGCGACGACCCGGCUCACGGACGGUGGCAUGUUGAAGGCGAUCACGCGGUGGUGUGGACGGAUGCCAGCUCGAUAGCGGCCGGAGUGGUGCUGGAGACGCCGACUGGAGACCCAAUCGAGGACGGCUGCUGGCUCCGACGUGACGAGACAGCACACAUCAACAUGGCGGAGCUGGACGCCGCCGUGCGGGGCAUCAAUCUCGCCAUCGCCUGGGAAAUGCGUCGACUGGACCUCCGGACUGACUCUGCUACCGUGCACAGAUGGAUAAGCGACGCUCUGAGCGGGCGCUCCCGUCUGAAGACCAAGGCCCACGGUGAGAUGAUCAUCAGGCGGCGCAUCGACAUGGUGAAGCAGCUGGUGGACGAGUUCGGCAUCGACCUGUCAGUGACCCUGGUGCCGACCGCCCACAACAGAGCGGACUGCCUGACGCGGGUGCCGGUCGAGUGGGUACGCGGAGACGACCCGAGUGUAGGCGAGCCCGCAGUCGCCGCUGCGGUGGUCGGGCCAGUGACUGAUGCGGGAGAAGAUGACGCUCACGGGGCUGAUGCGGGUGUUGUGGAGGACACUGUCGGCACGCGCGAGUCGUCGGCCAUCAGCGAGGUUCAUGCCAAAGCUGGACACCCCGGUAUUCGGCGAACUCUGUACUUUGCCCGUCGUGACAUAUCGCCGAGUAUCACGCGGAGCCAGGUGCAAAAGGUGGUGUCAGACUGUGACGUGUGUCGGUCAGUGGACCCGGCACCCGUCAAGUGGCGUGGCGGGGAACUGGGGGUGAAGGAAACCUGGACCAGACUCGCCAUAGACAUUACGCACUACCGAAACCGGUCGUACUUGUCAAUCAUUGACUGCGGUCCGUCGCGGUUUUGUGUGUGGCGCCCACUGCGCCGAACGGACUCGGCCAGUGUGACGGAGCAGCUGGAGGAGAUAUUUUGUGAGCGCGGUGCCCCAGUCGAACUUCUGGCAGACAAUGACACCGCGUUCCGCAGCAGAGAGUUCUCUGUGUUCGCGGCAGGAUGGGGCGUACAGCUCCGAUUCAGGGCCGUUCACCGACCGAGUGGAAACUCUAUCGUGGAGCGAAACCACCGUUCGGUGAAGGUCAUCGCUGCUCCUGUGGCUGUCGGCCGGCGCCGGCAACUAGAGCUGACCGACGGCUCGAGUUCAGGGCCGCUGGCCGGGGCGCACGGCGCCGGCGAGCCGGGGGCCAGUCGGCCGGAGUGGGAGGCGUGUGGCGGCUCGGUCCCCGCUUGA
Molecule: messenger RNA, 3069 nt
Organism: Amphibalanus amphitrite
Lineage: Eukaryota; Metazoa; Arthropoda; Thecostraca; Balanomorpha; Balanidae
Exons: 3
Coding region: 1-3069 (1022 amino acids)
Biological process (GO): DNA integration
Molecular function (GO): nucleic acid binding; RNA-DNA hybrid ribonuclease activity
Source: RefSeq, a predicted model, not a curated record